UGGCAUACAAAUAUCAAGAUAUAUUUUGCAGCUCCAUCUGAUGUCAGUUUUGGGCUAUGUCAUCAUGGGGUUCAAGCACAAGUUCGACUUGGAGAAGCAGGUCACGUUCUACAUGUCUUACCACAGCGACCCGACCAACAAAACCCUCCAUCUCCUAUGCAUCUGGCCCAUCCUUCUCUCUGCCAUCUUCCUUCUCUGCACCACGGCUCCGUUCGUCGACGUCGCACAGGCGCUCCACCCAUAUGUAGUCGCCAAUGCUGCUCUCGUCGGGGUUUUGAUUUACGUCUUGUGGUACAUCGUGCUGGAUCCAUAUGCCGGCACCCUUGCAGCCGCUCUCAUUGUUUCCAUGUACGUGUGGUCGAAUGUUGUCAUUGCCGACGCCGUUGCCGCAACUGGCGAGUCACCGUGGCGCCUUGCCCUGGGAAUCCACGUAACGGCAUGGAUUAUCCAAUUCAUCGGCCAUGGCGUAUUUGAAAAGCGAGCCCCCGCCCUUCUCGAUGCGUGGGAUCAAGCCAUCAUCACCGCCCCGCUGUUCGUGCUCCUGGAAGUGCUGUGGGUGUUUGGGUACCGCCGGGAGAUGCAGGCUCGCAUUGAGGCCCAAGUCGCUGUGAACGUGGCGACGUUCAAGCGAGAGCGAGCGCAGCGACUCAAGGCAAGCAAGACCGCUUAAGUGUUUGUUUUGAUAUUGAUUGCAUCUUGUAGAACAGGUAUCCAACCUUGACGUGGACCAUCAUUUGUGCAUAUCACAGUAUUUGAAGUUAAUUGGCCUAGACAUAAAAAGCACAUACAGAGAGUUUGAUAAUAUAAUGAAAAUAUACGGAA
This is a messenger RNA of Aphanomyces astaci, 822 nucleotides long. RefSeq lists its product as hypothetical. Lineage: Eukaryota; Oomycota; Saprolegniomycetes; Saprolegniales; Verrucalvaceae. The transcript has a single exon. Gene Ontology annotation, cellular component: endoplasmic reticulum. The coding region runs from base 41 to 670 and encodes 209 amino acids. The record is from RefSeq and is a predicted model, not a curated record. Gene Ontology annotation, biological process: sphingoid catabolic process.